AUGCAGGUUCGGCAGCUGGUUCGGGGUACGGGCAGCGAGGCGACCGCGAGCGCGUGGAACGGAUCGCGAACGCGAUGGGCGGCCGGCACGGCGGACGGCGCGCUGCAGAUCUGGGAGCGCUGCGACGACGGCGCGGAGCGCGGACCGCUGAGCCUUUCCGCGAGCUGGCAGCUGGGGGGAAGCGGCGGAGGGGAAAAAACAGCAGCAGCAGCAGCGCACGUGGUUUGGGCGCCACAGGAGUUCGGGGGAAAGCUGGCUCAUUUGGGCAUCAAAACCCUCUACCCGCGGGUCGCCCUCCUUUUCCCUUCCCCCUUCUCCCCCGCUUGCCCCCAGCAGCAGCAGCAGCGCACGUGGUGUGGGCGCCACAGGAGUUCGGGGGAAAGCUGGCUGUGGCGUGCAGGGGGAAUGCACCUUCUGUGGGCCCUGCAGCAGCUUGGAACAAUGCCCUCUUCCCGCCCUUUCCAUUUUCACCCUUCCCCACUUGCCCCAGCAGCAGCAGCAGCAGCAGCAGCAGCGCACGUGGUGUGGGCGCCGCAGGAGUUCGGGGGAAAGGUGGCUGUGGCGUGCAGGGGGAGCAGCCGCGUGCACAUCUGGGGGGAGGUUGGGGGCGCGGGGGACGGGGAGGAUGGGCGGAACAGGGCCAGGGGGGGAAACGGGGGGGAUGGGGGGAGUGGAGGGAGUGGGGGCGGCAGGGAAGAGCGGAAUGGGGAGGAGAGGAAUAGAGAAGGCGGGCAAGACACUGAAAUGGGAGGAGGAGGAGGGGGCGGAAGGGGAGGAGGGGCCGAAGCUGACCAAUCAGGAGCAGGUGGAGGUAACCGGUGGAGGCAGGUGGCAGUGGUGGAUGUGGGAAACAUGCUGCUGAAUUCUCUGAAUGGGGCUGCUACUAAUGGUAGUGCUGCUGCAGCUGCUCCCAGUGCUGCUGCUGCUGUGUUGGCUCUGGCGUUUGCACGCAGCACUUUCACCGACCCUCUGCUGCUGGUGGCAGUGACAUCGGAAGGGAGAAUGGUGGUGCAUCGCUGCAACGACUGCCUCGCCCUCUCUCAUUGGUUGCUUGAGGCUGACGUGGCACUGUUUCCAUACGCUGACGUCAGCAUGGGCAAGGAGCUGCUGUCGCGUGCGAUCAUAGCCGUCCAUCCGUCCACGCGUGCGUUCGGCCAAUCACCAGCUGUAGCCAUUGCCACGUGUGCAGCAGCAGGCAGCAGCAGCAGCAAGGGUGACAGCAACACUGCUAAGGUGUGGGUGCGCAGCGAUCGCUACAUGCACUGGCAUGCCAUAGCAGACCUCCUACCAGCCACCUCUGCUACCACAGUGGCCAAUCAAUCGUUGCCACCUGUCACGAGCAUCGCUUGGGCGCCCACCCUAGACAGGCAUGCCUCUCCUUGCCCUGUACGACUGUAG
This is a messenger RNA of Closterium sp. Naga37s-1, 1398 nucleotides long. The record is from the annotation of a GenBank genome assembly. Lineage: Eukaryota; Viridiplantae; Streptophyta; Zygnematophyceae; Desmidiales; Closteriaceae.